Cylicocyclus nassatus is the source of this 2408-nucleotide messenger RNA. The record is from the annotation of a GenBank genome assembly. NCBI's taxonomy places the organism in Eukaryota, Metazoa, Nematoda, Chromadorea, Rhabditida, Strongylidae.
CAGAUCACCGUGUGCGCCAGAUGUGACUGGUACCCGAAUUGCUGUCAUUUCCGUUCUACAACGAUAGUUUCACCAUUCAUAGAAGGAAACGCUAGCUGUACAGAUUUUUUUUCGAGACCAUGGGAUGUACAUUUCGUGCACGAUUAAAUCAAAUCUGCUCCAUUUGGUACACUGUUGUAGUGAUAUGCAUUCAAAGCUAUCUACUCUUUCUAGGAUUUGAGAGGUAUAAACUCUAUACGGAAAUGAAAUGGCCGACUGGUGGAUACCCUCACACCUGGCUGACGGUCUAUGUAACCCUCUAUGCUGCGUGUAUCCCACUUUCUUUGCUUUUCUUCUCCUUUGGAUUCUUCAAAUCGGGCAAUAUAGCCGGAGACAACGAAAAACUCGCUGACCGAGAAGAACGUGUCAUUGAGGUUUCACGCAAUCGAAAAGGAGAAAAAUCAGGAUGCCUUCACGGAACGAAGUCAUGCUGGCAGCACAGUCCACCUAUGCCUCAGCAAAUACACGUCGUGACAGCUCUUUGUCAACUACUUGCUCAGCAGUUCAUGAUCUCCCAACUUUACCGCUAUGGUUUUGUGAACUCGGGAGAUUUUCUGAACACGGAAAUGGAUUUCAUCUAUCAACGAGCUCGACAGCUCGCUACGAAUUUGCCAAUGGGUGAAACACGACUCACGGGCUUUCAAAUCACUGCGGACGAGCUGCGCGGUUCUCCCCUUGCUCCUAACCUCUUACCAUUGUUGAUGAAUUUCCGACUUUUUGGAAUUUCACUUGAGUUUGUGAAUUUGAUCGUAGCCCUCAUCGCUUAUGCUUGUGCAUAUCCAGCGGUUUUUUGGCGGGUAUCAAAGCCCUUCAGUUUGACCUUCUCAUUCCACAUGGUGAUUCAUUGUGCUGCCGUUAUAUGGGGAUAUUUGAGUUUUACCGUUUUGUUUCGGAUACAGGAGACCAACUACAACAGCUUGAGACCUGUGGGACUUGGGCAAUACCUCGUGCAAUCACGAAACUGGCCUUUCUAUCACCCCUAUGUGAUUAUCGCCACCUUCGUCGCAUCCUUGGUUCUCAUGGCGAUCGCUCCUGUCGCUCUGUACUCCUAUGGAUACAACAAAUAUUUUGUGAACGUCUUAAAUUUCCAAGCAAAAAACCAUAUUCGCACGGAUAGUUCAGCUGGACAGAGUGAAUACAGUGAAUACAGAAGAAGAAAUUACUCUAGACCUCCAAGCCGCGAACUUUGUUGUGAUGGGUAUGCCCCGCAUACUGUGGCCAUCGUGCUUCUCGUCUUGAUUGUCGUCGUUCGAGCACCCACUAUCUAUGCGCUUAUGAUUCUCUAUCAGCAUGAGGAGAAACCACUACUGUUAACCUGCAUUAUUGUGGAUGUUGUUUACUUAUUUACAUGGAUAUUGUUGUGGUUGAUGUUGACGCUGAAGAGGGAGUGGACAUUCAAUGUGGCCCACAAAGCGCAUCAGAUCUAUGCCUUGCAGAAAGGCCUAACAACCGGCCAUAUCAAAGGAAACGAGAAUCCGUCGCAAUUGAAAAAUUCACUUAUUGUUAUGCAGAAGGAUCAUAUGUUUAUUACCGAUGACCAAGCAGCAAAGCAAUCUCUUCUUCGACAUAUCCAGCGAGGACAUUUUGAUGCUCCGGAUGAAAUCGUCCUAUGGAGGACUCCUCAUUCUACACAGCUCAUAACUACGGCACUUAUGCCAGAAUGCCACCACAGAUCACCGUCUGCGGAGAGAAGCCUCGCGAACGCAACGCAAGGCUUGAGCGACGCGGUCACGAGGGCCCAAGUCUCUGAAGGUGUCACACUAAACCGAAUCGCAACGUUUCGACCGGAUCGACGACUGUGCGGCACACGUCUCACUUCCUCGAACGGCAGUUCCGAAGCUAACAAGACCACUUGCGAAAGUGUUCAGAUGAUUUGCUCUUACAGUGUCCAAAAAAAUGAGACUUGUUGUCGGUCGGUGCUUUUCCCUAGAACUUUUGUCUCUUUUGCUGAGUCUAGCAUCAUUUCUCGAUUCCCCUUUGACCCUUAUACGAAAUAUCCGCACAGCUCGAAGCUGGAGGGAACCAGCUUUUCUUUACUCACCUUCUGCUUUGGCCUUGCUACACGUGUCGUAAUUUCAGUGCAACUGAAAAGUUUGAAGAGUUGUGCCGCUCAAUCAUCCUUUGGAGAAGUUAUGAGCGAUAGUUUCCUCAGAUUGACCGUCUGUCACGUAAUGGAGUUUGCGGUUUUCAACGACAAGUUGUUAGGGGCGCUUAAGGGUCCACUUGUGGAAAGCUCACUUCGACCAACGGUCCUUCCCUUCGCUCUUCAACCAAUUUAUCGAAAAGGCUCAGCGGAUUCCAUGACUAUCAUCUGGGAUAAACGAGAGCUUGAAAACCUCUCAAAACAGUUGUUUGUUGAAGUAGAUUGA